CGUCCUUAUUCUAACUUGGACAGUUUCUAGAAACCGUUAGAGUCGAUACUGCUUUGCUGUCUGAAGCUUUUUCCUCUCCUAAUGCAAAUCAUUGGUGUUCUUCAUUAUUACUGGAUGUUAUCUGUUGAUAUUCACCAGACCAGAUCACACACUGUAAGGAGUCGGGACCAGACACUUCUUUGCAAACGGUGUAAAGUUAGUGUGCUACAGCUACAGACGGGUGACAUACACUAUGUCAAACCAUGGAAACUAGAGCAUCCUCUUUGAAAAGAAGCUAUCAAGACUGCACCUUGCUGGUGACACUAAAUACAUAAAGAUAAAGGGUGAGUGGCAUAGAGUUGUGUGUUGUGAGAGAGGAAGGAAGAUGGAGUGACAGAACAACAUGAGGAGAUGACGUGCUAGCAGUUUCUACUAUAUGAAGAAACAGUUAAGUUGCAGGAGAGCUGAAUAACUGGGUGAGGAGUACAGCUGUAAAAUAUGGUACCAGUCCAAGAUGGGGCAUCCACACAAGGGGAAAACCUACUUCUUCCUCCUAAAGAGACCCAAUUCGAGAGUACAGGGUCGAUCCGACAGAGGCAGUCCUCACCUGCACGGAGAAUGGGCAUGACCAGAAAACUUAACAGAAAGGAUUUCAAAGACUCUGAGAACCCAGAGGAGAGUGAAAAGAGACAUAAAGAGAAGGAGCUCAAACCGCUAUACAAGGAGCUUCUGUACACAAUCACUCAUCUUUUAGGAAAAACACACACAAAAGAGCAAUACAGUGCCAAGCAGUUUCAAGACUAUAUCAAAGAGGCGUUCUCCAUGACAGAGGAUGAGCAUAAAACCAUAAGUGAAAAAGUUCAGAGCAUGCUGCCCCCAAUCUACAGCCUCAAGGUUACAGUGAAACAAGCCAAGGGAAUUCUGGGGAAGGACAUUAGUGGAUUCAGUGAUCCGUACUGCCUGCUGUCGAUCCUAUGUGAAAGCAAGGAUUCUCGUGGUGGUGGAUCAUCCAAUAAACCUCAGAAAGCAGUAGUUCGGGGUUCAGCUAAAGGGCGGGUGUUGCAGACAACCAUAAAGAAACAGACACUCAACCCCAUCUGGGAUGAGACCCUGAAACUGGAAUUUGAAGACAUCUCAAAUGCCAAUUUCCACAUUGAGAUGUGGGACAAAGAUGAAGAGGUGUCACUAGUGCAAAAAUUGGAUGAGUUUCGGACAAACUUCCAUGGACUUAGGAGGAUGAUAAAAGAGGCUAAAAAAGAGAAAGGCCAGGAUGAUUUCCUGGGGAAUGUUGUUCUAAAGCUGAAGGACCUGCAUUGCACAGAGGACACAUGGUAUAACCUGGAGCCCCGAACAGAGACGUACCCAGACAGAGGACAGUGUCAUCUUCAACUUAAAUUCAUUCAUAAAGAGAGAGAUGAGACCCUGAGUGCUGGACGGAGUCCUUAUGUGAAUUACUGUGGCAUCCUGCAGCAGCUUGUUCAAUACCAUAUCUCUAAACAACAGGACAGUAAACCGUGGAAGGGAGAUUUGUGUGGGGAGGGGACAGCCCUGCUCGAGCACUACGCCAGCCAGAAUGAUAUUUCACCUUUUCUCCAAGACUUGGCGAAGUGGGUGGCCUACAGCAAACUUUACCAAAGCCUGGAGGUGGACUCAACUGUGCUUUUCCAGCAGAUAACCAGUAUAGAGUACCACUGGGAUCAGCAGGAACUCCCCAACCAGCAGAAACAGGAGCUAGGUGACUCUCUACAUGGGUUUCUGCAGUAUGGGCUCUGCUUAGUGUCUAAAUACAGGGACAUCUAUCCUCCGACCCCUAAAACAACACCACGGCUACAAACUCUGCUGAGGGUUCUUGUUCAGAUUUGUAAGACCCGAGCAUUUCAGAAGCUCAAUCCUGCUCAGUUUGACUUACAUGUUGAGGUCGCAGAUGCUGUUGUUGAUGGCACAGAAGAGUGGUUUAACAUCAAAAAAGGUUUACAUCAACCCAUGACCAAGGAUCCGUUGGAGUCCAUCAGUGCCCUCUAUCGGUUGAUUGGAGAAGUACAAGAAGACAUUAGACUCAGUAAAGAUGUCUGGAAUAAGGUGUUUGUCAGUGCUGUGCAGUUGGAUGUUUUCACUGUGGUUUACCGAAAACUGGACUCUCUGCUGGCUGAUGAGUUACAAGCUACCCUCUCUCAGUUGGAGAAUCAAAUAGAUCAGCCGCUGGCAAAUGCCCUGUUUCCUGUGUAUCUUACCUUGCAAGCCAUCCACAAAGACAAAGCCUUCUUACAAAAAAGGGGGAAGUUACUGCAGCUCACAAGUUUCCAUGAGGACUUCAGAGAUGCUCUUCCAUACUGGUUAAAUAAAGCCUUUAGCACCACAAUUGAGAGGGUGGAAAAAGCUGUGCAAGUGGAUCAGUUGCAGCCGCUGCAGACCGGAGGAGUUCCCAUCAAGCACAGCUCUUCUGCUGUGGAUAUUGCAGCAUGUUUGCAUCCUGUUGCUCAGCUCUGGGAACAGUUGAGCUGGCCUGACCCGGAGGAGGCCUUCAUGCUUAUGGUCAAACUCACAGAGGAUGUGUGCAAGAUUGCAUCAAUGUACUGUAAAAUGCUGAAGACUCGAGUGAAGGCGCUCUCUGUAGACUCAGACCGAGAAAGUGCUAUAAAAAUGCUGUGCGUGGUGGUGAAUGAUCUAGAGCAUCUGCACACCGUUUUGACAAGUCUACCGCAGCAGCUACGCUGGGCUGGGCUCCGGGAGCGCACGCGACAUGUGAUUGGAGAUGCACAGUUCCAGAACACACUUCCAUCACAGCUGCAACGCACACAGUCUUCCCUAAACCGAGAGAUCCGCUCUGCAGUUGAAACACUCGGGAAGAAGUUAAAUAAAGACAUUGAGACACAUGUUCGCAGCAUGGCUUCACGUCAAAGGCUUCCUUCCAGAUCUACAGAAGAUGCCGUGGUUCCUUUAAUGAAAUACCUAGAGAAAGAACUGCAGUAUAUGAAUGAGAAUUUGGUUCAGGAGAAUUUUAAUAGUCUUCUCACUCCAUUGUGGAUGAACUCGGUUAAGAUUCUGCAUCAGAUGUCUACGCAGGGGGACAGUAACAUGGUCUACUUUCAGAGAUUGCUGUACGCUCUGCAGUGCUUAGAACAGUGUUUUCAUGCUGAAGGGAAUGGACUUUCUCUUGAAACACUACAUACUGAGGAAUAUAAGACUCUACGGGCAAACCUGACACAAAACUCUUUAAGCUGUAAUCAGCUGAUAGAGAAGUUCUUUGAGAGAAAAGUGUGGGAACAGAAAGUGUUUAAUGGAGAGAAAUACGGAGCUGUCACUCUCAUCACCUCGUACAAACGCUCAGAGAACAAACUGCACGUAGAGGUUCUCAACGCCGUCAAUCUAAUUCCUCUCGACUCAAAUGGUUCCAGUGACCCUUUCGUUCAGCUGUCUCUAGAACCAAAGCACAUCUUCCCUCAAGUAGAACCACGAUCCACCAAAAUCAAGAGCUGCGAUCUCAACCCACUGUUCGAAGAGUCCUUUGAAUUUAUGAUUACAUUAGAGCAGUGCCAGUCUCCAGGAACAUGUCUGCUGGUGACAGUGCUGGACCAUGACACCUGGAGUCAUGACUUCGAAGGAGAGGCGUUCCUCUCUCUUAAAGCGGUGCCAGGAGUCGGAGGUGGACAGCAAAAUCCCACACCUGCACAGAUCCGCUUACCUUUGAUGCACCCCAAACCCAACAGUGAAAAUACCUUGAAGUUACUUGAGGCCAGGAAAGGCGAGAGAGAAGCUCAAGCCUUCGUUAAAUUACGCAGACAAAGAGAAAAGAAGUCUCAAGAAACCUAAGUGCACAAAAAGAUGAACAAAAACAUUAAAACCAAAUUAACAUUAUUUUUUCCCCUUUUCUGUCUAUUAUUUGUUAUAAAAAUAUUAUUUAAUGUAGAGUCUUUUAAUUAUUGUAAUGAUGAUAUUAUUUGAUAUUAAAAAUAAACACACAGCAUUUUCAUCCAAAAAUAUACAUUUGUUUAUUGUCUUUUACAAAAAAAUUCAGACUGAAACACUGUAUAUGAACAAAACUGAGCAGGUGAUUGCUGAAUUCACAGUGAAGCUCUGUUUCAAAGGAAGUCAUCAGCUGAGCAUCCCAAAUAACUGUGCCUUCAAACUGAAUUCAAAUGAAAUCAUCCAAAUAAAUUGAAACACACUGAAGUCAAGCCCUCUCCUGACAGCCGUAGCUUAUGACUGCAAUCAUGUUUGGUAAUCAGUGCACAUGAAUUAUCUGCUUCUCCACUGUUGGACAUGUGUUCGCAUAAAACACCUCUACAUGAACGGAAAGCUGCAGUUGGGAACGUGCUGAUGGUUUAGUAAACAGGCAAAUUAUUCAAUAAAUGCAUUAAAUAAAAUAUGCACAUUAUAAGAAUUGCAUAAAGAGUGUUUGCCGCCUUGCUCUUGCACUCCAGAUUACCAUGACUCUUUAAAAACAAAAAAAACUAAAAAAAAACCUGAGAAUGAAAAGCUGCAAAACCGUAUAAAUCUUCCAUCUUGCUGUAGCAGUUCCCUGGAAUUUCUCCUUAAAAAAUCCUAUAAAUGUAAUUGUAAAUUUCCUAUAUAGCUACUAACUAUACUAAUCUGUAUUAAUUAUUAAAUCUCCCCAUGUCUGGGAAAAAACUUUUUUUUUUAAUAAUUUCAGCUGCACUGAAGAUGCACAAACUGCAUUUCUACUGUAAACAUUUCAGAAUGUUGUGGAAGGACAUUCCACAUUUCAAUUUAAACGUGUUUUUAAAAAAGAACAGGAUUGUCUUACUAUAUAUGUGUAUGUGUUAUGAUUCUAUAUAAAGCAUAUAGGGAAUAUGGCAAUUUGGUAUCAUGAUCUUCACUUAAAUAUUUCCUUAAAAUCUCUAAAUGUGUUGUCAUGUAAGCAUUAUUAUUAGUGCUUGACCAGGUCUGAAUACUAAUACAAGGUAUGUUUGCUCUGUUCCCAUUAAAAAGACAUGGAAAAUUAUGAUUACAAUGAGACAUAAGCAUGUUAUUAUACUGUAUCCGUGAUAUUUUGCCCUCACAAUAAACAUGAAAAUAUCACAAACUGGUAAA
Cyprinus carpio (common carp) is the source of this 5031-nucleotide messenger RNA. Its product is annotated as protein unc-13 homolog D-like. Lineage: Eukaryota; Metazoa; Chordata; Actinopteri; Cypriniformes; Cyprinidae. The record is from RefSeq and is a predicted model, not a curated record.